This is a messenger RNA of Clonostachys rhizophaga, 2367 nucleotides long. Lineage: Eukaryota; Fungi; Ascomycota; Sordariomycetes; Hypocreales; Bionectriaceae. The record is from the annotation of a GenBank genome assembly.
AUGAGGAUACCACAUUUGUUGGCUGCCCUUGCGGCAGUCGUGAUCGCCGAUGACUUCUCAGCUCCCGACUCCAAGUCACACCCGCUACGGCUAUGGUCCUCGUCCGUGGGAAAGUAUUGGAAUGACUCGUUUCCAAUUGGCAAUGGGAGACUUGGCGGCAUGGUCAAAAGUGACCCAACAUCUGACCUCAUAUACAUCAAUGAGGAUACCUUUUGGUCCGGCGGACCUCUCAGUCGCAUCAAUCAGAAUGCCAGAGAGUCCGUAAGUCGCGUUCAGCAACUGCUUCUCCAAGGGGACACAGCCCAGGCAACUCUUGAAGCCAACCUGGGCAUGAGUGGCACGCCAUCAAGCAUGCGAGAGUACAUGCCUGGAGGAGACUUCCAAAUUAUUUUCCAGGACCAGACCGGCUCAGCUAAGAACUAUGAACGCUGGCUAGACCUGGAAGAGGGGGUAGCAGGACUGUACUACACCCGAGGCGACGUCACCUACAAGCGAGAAUACCUGACGAGCUCCCCAGCUGGUGUCAUGGCUGUUCGGCUGACUGCUUCCCAGCCUGGAUCGCUGAGUUUCUACAUCAAGUUCCAGAGACCUGCCAGCCAGCAGAAUAGAUUUGCCGAGGAGGCCUACAGCGAGGACGGCGACACCAUUGUAACAAAAAUCAAAGAGGGAGAACUUGAGGCAUUCUUCCUCGCAAGGGUACACAACGUUGGCGGUUCUAAGCGGCAGAUCGGAGACCAAAUCCAAGUGGUCAAUGCUGAUGAGGCUUGGAUCUACGCCGACAUGGAGACGUCUUACUCUCACGACGACCCAAAGAGCGAGGCCAAGAAGAAGCUGGAGGGUGCCGUAUCGUCGACAUAUGCUGAGAUUCGCGAAGAUCAUGUUAAGGAUUACCAGGCACUUUUCGGCAGGAGCUCCAUCUCGUUGGGCGAGUCGAGCGCGACACAGAAAGCCCUGCAAACAGGUGCUCGGCGCCAAGCUCUCGCAAAUGCUUACGACCCCGAGUUACUGACCUUAUAUUACCAGUUCGGGCGAUAUCUAUUAAUUUCCUCGUCUAGGCCAGGAACGAUGGCUGCUAACUUGCAGGGCAUCUGGAAUAAUGCCAGAGACCCAGCCUGGGGUUCGAAGUACACCAUAAACAUCAAUAUUGAGAUGAAUUAUUGGCCAGCAGAGGUGACUAAUCUGGAAGAACUUACAGAGCCGUUCUUUGCGCUCACGGACAAAAUAUACGAAUCUGGGAAGACAACAGCGGAGAAGAUGUAUGGUACGAGAGGCUGGUGUGCGCAUCACAACACUGACCUCUGGGGAGACACGGCUCCUCAAGAUGUAUAUGCCGCGAGUGCUUACUGGCCCCUGGCGGGAGCCUGGAUGCUGCAGCAUGUGUAUGACCAUUACCUAUUCAGCGGCGACAAGGAGUUUCUCGAGAAGCACUAUGACCAGAUCAAGGAUGCUGUCUUGUUCUUCGAGGAUUUCCUUUCCGACUAUAAAGGGUGGAAGACCACAAAUCCAUCCAUCUCGCCUGAAGCAACAUACAAAAAGGACGGCUCCGACUAUGCAUUGACUAUCGGUGCAACCAUUGAUAACUCGAUCGCGUGGGAGAUAUUCACUAACUUUAUUGAAAUCUCGAAGAUUCUGGGCAACAAGGAUGAGGAUCUAGUGAAGAAAGCUACGGAACUGAGGUCCCAGUUACCUCCUCUCCAAGUAUCACCAACCACUGGAGCAAUCAUGGAGUGGAUUGAAGAUUACACCGAGUCAGACGCCGGUCACAGGCACUUCUCUCACUUGUACGGGCUAUUCCCUGGCCGUGAGAUUACCAAGAGCAAUGAAACGCUGUGGACCGCGGCUGAAACAACGGUAAAGAGAAGACUGGACAACGAGGGUGGUGACACGGGCUGGUCGAGGGCCUGGAGUGCGGCUCUUCACUCUCGUCUCUUGAAUGGACAGGGGCUUGAGGAUGAUUUGAAGCAUCUCCUCGUCACUCUGACUUACGACAGUCUUCUAGACACCGGACCGCCGUCGGGAUGGCAGAUUGACGGUAACUUUGGAGGUACAGCAGCAAUUGCCGAAGGCCUGUUACAGAGCCACAACGGUGUAGUCGUUGUUCUGCCGGCCUUGAUGCCUUCUUCGAAGACUGGAAGUUUCAAGGGCCUAGUAGCGCGAGGCGGUUUCGUUGUCGAUGCGGAGUGGGAGAACGGGAAUGUAAAGUCGAUUGACGUUGAAAGUAGGCUCGGAAACCCAUUGAAGCUUCGUGUGGGAACGGGUCAGAGUUUCGCACGCGGAGCACGAGUCAGCUCUGGCUCAAAUAGCACUGACGUGAUAGAGCAAGAGACGAAGGCUGGGGAGACCUAUUCCUUUAAAUUUGAUGUUUAA